This is a messenger RNA of Daucus carota subsp. sativus, 671 nucleotides long. RefSeq names its product histone H2B. Gene Ontology annotation, molecular function: structural constituent of chromatin; DNA binding; protein heterodimerization activity. Gene Ontology annotation, cellular component: nucleosome. The transcript has a single exon. Bases 62 to 475 code for a protein of 137 amino acids. The record is from RefSeq and is a predicted model, not a curated record. Lineage: Eukaryota; Viridiplantae; Streptophyta; Magnoliopsida; Apiales; Apiaceae.
CCAUUCAAAUCUCCCCAUCAUAUUCACACACAGUAAAACACACACACACUUAACCCAAAAAAUGGCUCCCAAGGCAGAUAAAAAACCGGCAGAGAAGAAGCCCGCGGCCGAGAAAUCACCAAAGCCGAAAGCCGGCAAGAAGCUCCCGAAAGAGGCCGGUUCAGCGGCGGUGGACAGGAAGAAGAAGCACAAGAAGAGCGUGGAGACUUACAAGAUCUACAUCUUCAAGGUGUUGAAGCAAGUGCAUCCUGAUAUCGGGAUCUCCAGCAAGGCGAUGGGGAUCAUGAACAGUUUUAUCAACGAUAUUUUCGAGAAAUUGGCGGGAGAGGCUUCUAAAUUGGCCAGGUACAAUAAGAAGCCUACGAUCACGUCUAGGGAAAUUCAGACUGCGGUGAGAUUGGUGUUGCCUGGGGAAUUGGCUAAGCAUGCUGUUUCGGAGGGGACUAAGGCAGUUACCAAGUUUACAAGUUCUUAGGGUUUGGGGAUUGGGAAUUAGGGGUUGGAAUCGGGGAAUUAAGAAGGCUAUAUGUAUUUUGUUUUGAUAAAUGAUGUUUGAAUUGAUGAAUGCAUUUGGUAAUUUGUGUUCUGUUAUUGAAAUAUGAUCAAUGGAAAUAUUAUGUGUUGAAAUUCAUGUUUUGGUAUUUUAUUGAACUUGUUUAUUUUGCUUUUUA